Zonotrichia leucophrys gambelii is the source of this 1482-nucleotide messenger RNA. RefSeq names its product DNA primase subunit 1 (gene PRIM1). The record is from RefSeq and is a predicted model, not a curated record. Gene Ontology annotation, cellular component: alpha DNA polymerase:primase complex. The coding region runs from base 63 to 1352 and encodes 429 amino acids. Lineage: Eukaryota; Metazoa; Chordata; Aves; Passeriformes; Passerellidae. Gene Ontology annotation, biological process: DNA replication, synthesis of primer. The transcript is spliced from 12 exons.
CCCGGCAGCCCCCGGGUCCCGCGCCGCCGUUUCCCGCCGCCUCCCGGCGCUCCGUUCCCGCCAUGGCGGGGUUCGAUCCGGCGGCGCUGCCCGAGCUGCUCCCGGUCUAUUACCGGCGGCUCUUCCCGCACGGCCCCUACGGCCGCUGGCUCAGCUACGGCGGCGUGAAGAACUUCCAGCUGCGGGAAUUCUCCUUCACCCUGCGGGACGAUGUCUACCUGCGCUUCCAGUCCUUCAGCAGCCCCCAGGAGCUGGAGCGGGAACUGCAGAAGAUCAACCCCUACAAAAUCGACAUCGGCGCUGUCUAUUCCCACCGGCCCAACCAGCACAACACGGUGCACCUGGGAGCCUUCCAGCCGCAGGAGAAGGAGCUGGUGUUUGACAUUGACAUGACGGAUUAUGACGAUGUCAGGACGUGCUGCAGCUCGGCUGAUAUCUGCUCCAAGUGCUGGACGCUGAUGACCAUCGCCGUCCGCAUCAUCGACCGCGCGCUCGUGGAGGACCUGGGCGUGCGGCACCGCCUGUGGGUGUACUCUGGCAGGAGGGGUGUGCACUGCUGGGUGUGCGACGACCACGUCAGGAAAUGGUCCCCAGCCCUGAGGGCAGCGGCUGUGGAGUACCUGAGCCUGGUCAAGGGCGGAGCAGACACGGUGAAGAAGGUGAGCCUGGCCCAGCCCGUGCACCCCUUCAUCAGGCGCUCGGUGGCACUGAGCCCUGUGUCCCUGAUCCCGUGUCCCCGUGCCAGGCGCUCGGUGGCCGUGGUGCAGCAGUACUUUGAGCGGCACGCGCUGCUGGCACAGGACAUCCUGGGCAGCCCCGAGAGGUGGGACAAGGUGCUGGCCCUGCUCCCCGAGGAGCUGCGGGAGCCGCUGCAGGCGGAGUUUCCCCGCAAGAAGGACUCGGUGCAGCGCUGGGAGCUGCUGCGGGCCCGCGCCGAGCGCGAGCGGGAGCGGGGCCGGGCCGGGCACCCCGAGUGGGAGGUGAUGCUGCAGCUCUGCUUCCCCCGCCUGGACUGCAACGUCAGCAAAGGGCUCGGCCACCUGCUCAAGAGCCCCUUCAGCGUGCACCCCAAAACAGGGCGCAUUUCAGUCCCUCUGGACCUGCAGAAGUUGGAUGAGUUUGAUCCAUUCUCAGUGCCCACCAUCACGUCCCUGUGCCAGGAGCUGGACGCGGCCGGCAGCGAUGGCGAGCAGGACGAGGGGGGGGACACCGAGCCCAAACGGCGCAUGAGGGACUACAGGAGGACCAGCCUGGCCCCGUUCGUGCGGCUCCUGGAGCAGUUCGUGGAGGGGCUGGAGAGCGCCCGGCGGGGAGAGCGCAUCCGCCGCAGCGAUCUCCAAGGAGAUUUCUGAGGCCUGGACGCUGCCGGUGUUGUCACUGUCACCUCCCCUGGCCCUGGGGGUCCCCAGGCCCCCAUCCCUGCCCUGUUUUUGUACCUUUUGUACUGUUUUUUUUUUUACACAAAAACCAUUAAAUGUUUCU